AUAAAGGAACUAUACUGGACAAUAUCACUGAUAGUAUAGUUUUUAAUUAGCAAUAUGUCGGGUCUCGGUGCGUACCUGUUUGUGAUUUUAGCGCUAAGCCAUUUUGUGUCUUGUGAAAAAGCAGUCAUAUGUUACUACGGAACUUGGGCCACGUAUAGAGAUGGCCUUGGCAAAUUCGACGUAGCAAACAUAGACCCACACCUUUGCACUCAUCUGAUCUACGCGUUCGCUGGUAUUGAUGAAGAAGGAACACUGCAGUCUUUAGAUCCUUAUUUAGAUCUACCUGAUGAUGACGGACGAGAUAACUUUGGCAAAUUCAACGCUUUAAAAGAGAAAAAUUCAAGUUUGAAAACACUUCUGGCCGUCGGUGGAUGGAAUGAAGGGUCCGCUAAGUACUCCACAAUGGCAGCCAGUCCAACGCUUAGAAAGAACUUCAUAGACAGUGCCUUGAACAUGAUCACAAAACACGGCUUCGAUGGUCUAGACAUAGACUGGGAGUACCCCAACCGAAGAGACACAGUUCAUGGUGAAGCAGACAUUGACAACUUUACCACUCUGCUUAAAGAAAUAAGAGCUGUUUUUGAUAAGCAAGGACUGUUGCUCACUGCCGCAGUGUCUUCUGUCAGAGCGGCGGCGACGCAGUCUUACAAUGUUGCUGAAAUUUCCAAAUACUUAGACAUGGUACAUAUAAUGACGUACGAUAUGCAUGGAUCUUGGGACGCUGUCACUGGCCACAAUGCACCUCUUCAUCAAGGAGAAGGAGACGAGGAUGCGGUUCCAGAAGAUCUAUUCAAUGUGGAACAAUCUUUGAACUUCUGGAUUGGGGCCGGGUGUCCGCCAGAGAAGAUAGCCCUCGGUGUUCCAUUCUACGGUCGCACAUUUACAUUGAAGGAUGCUAAUGAGAAUGGUGUGAGGGCCCCUGCGGCAGGUGAAGGGAUAUCUGGACCUUACACUGCUUCUUCAGGCUACAUUGGUUACAACGAGUUCUGCCAAAGACUACAAACCGAAUCCUGGACGCAACGUUAUGACACCCUAGCAAAAGUUCCUUACGCAGUCAAGGGCAAAGAUUGGGUCACCUACGAUGACGCCAACUCCAUUACUGCUAAAGUCAACUAUGCCAAGACCUUAGGCAUCAAUAAAAUCAUGAUUUGGAGCAUAGAAACUGAUGACUUCCAUGGCAUUUGUGGUGAAGGGAUCAAUCCUUUACUUAGUGCUAUUAAUUCGGCAUUGAGAACGGAUCAGAAGUAACCACUUUUAGCAUUGCUGUUUCUUAGGCGUCAAGAUCUACGUCUAAAUUGACAAAGAGAAUAUCUCUCUAAAAAAUUUAAAGGGAUCAAACUCUUCUGGG
This is a messenger RNA of Spodoptera exigua (beet armyworm), 1348 nucleotides long. The record is from the annotation of a GenBank genome assembly. Lineage: Eukaryota; Metazoa; Arthropoda; Insecta; Lepidoptera; Noctuidae.